Molecule: messenger RNA, 768 nt
Organism: Acytostelium subglobosum LB1
Lineage: Eukaryota; Evosea; Eumycetozoa; Acytosteliales; Acytosteliaceae
Exons: 3
Source: RefSeq, a predicted model, not a curated record
UCAUCCUUAUCAAUGAAUACAUUGAAGACAAAGACACAGACAAAUUCCAACAACAACAAUGCUUCAAAGACAAAUAAUAGAACUACAUCAACUUCAUCUGCAACUACAACAACUGCAACUUCAUCAAAGUUAACAAAAGCGACAACAACAGCGAAAGCGACAACAACAGCAAAAGCGAUAACAACAACAGUAUGCACUCCACUUGGAGCAACAAAUUGUCAAUGGAAGAUUGUGAUGCCUGUGCAUCCUAUACCAAAGUUUGGUCUAAAGGUGCAUCCAUUAGCAAUACUGAUAGGAUGGAUUAAUGCCAAGGCACAUCUACUCGAGCGCUACACCAAAAUCUACAGAGAGAAUGGCUUCUGUACUCUAUCACUCAUUCCAUUAUCAACUGGACACUUCCUUCCAUCAAAGAUGCGUAUUCUAGCACAUAACAUGGCCAACUUCCUCCUGGAAGAGAUGGCCAAUGUUCCACGAUAUAUAAUCAUUCAAGUGUUCUCUGGCAAUGCGACUCUACUAAGUUACUUCUACGAGUUAUUACUCAAUGAGAAGAGAUACGCACCACUUAUACCAUUGAUCAAAGGACAGAUAUUUGAUAGUUCCCCAUCGGAUAUUACAACCGCCGCGGCGUACAAAUCAUUGAUACAACCUUUUCCAAACUCAAAACUGUAUCGAUCACUGAUGUCAGUGACCUGUAGUGUAUACGAGAGAGCAGUUGAUGUCCGAACAUUGAACAGUGAUUUCUGGAAACGACUAUCAUUAUGUCCUGUA